UUUCCAGAAGAGAAGUUGCUGGUAUUAACAUUUUCAUAGGACAAUCAAUUUGUGAACUAUUUAAUGCCAUUUUGAAAAGAUGGCUGAGAGAAAAGAGACCAACAGAUAAACUUGGUACUGGAUAUGGUAUGCCAUCGUCUCAUGCACAAUUUAUUGCCUUUUUUGCAAUUUUUGCAGUUUUAUAUUUAUAUAACAGGAAUAACAAAUGGAAAUUUCCAAUUGCAUGUUUUUUAAUAAUUUUUUCAAUAUUAGUUUCUUAUUCAAGAAUUUAUUUAAAUUAUCAUACAACAAAACAAGUAUUAUUUGGUAAUUUAUUUGGAUCAAUAUUUGCAUUGGUAUGGUACAUAAUUAUAGAAUUAUUAAUUAGACCUUUAGGAUUCUAUAAAUAUUUAAUUAAUACAGAUUUGGCAAGAUCUUUUUAUUUAAGAGAUUCAGCUUUGGUUCCUGAUGUUUUGAGAUUUGAAUAUAUUUUUUGGGUGAAAUUCAAAGAUUAUAAAGAAAUAUAG
Molecule: messenger RNA, 506 nt
Organism: Entrophospora candida
Lineage: Eukaryota; Fungi; Glomeromycota; Glomeromycetes; Entrophosporales; Entrophosporaceae
Source: the annotation of a GenBank genome assembly